GCCGCCCUGCACUCCUCAACUCUCUCUCUCUCUUACACCCACUCUCCGCGCACGCCUGUCUUGUGUGCAGUGUGUAGAUUUUUCUUUUCCUUUCUUCGCUGUGCUUCGUGAGCUGCUUGUGCCUCACGAUCUUGCACUUUCACUUUGGUGCAGAAUCCGCUCGAAGUGCGGAUCGUCCUGAAAAAAAGGCGCCCACUGUCGCUUUUUUUCCUGCCUCAAAACCUCCUCCGUACGAGACACUGAGGACCAGAUCCUCAACGGCGUUGCACCAACACACAUCUUUUUCACUCCAACUUCCAGCCCGCCAUGGCUCCCGCUGCCACUUCCUCGAAGAGCGCUCAGGCCUCGGAAAAUUCGAAAUCCGUCAAGGCCGUUGAGGAGCUCCUCUCCAAGUUGAGCAUCUCCAAGGAACAAGACGAGAUCAACAAGGUCUCUCUGGAUCUCGCCACUCUAGUGAAUGGCGAUAUCGAAGAUGCCGAUGCUCCUACGCAGAUGUUCGAGCUGUUCAAGAAGCAGCUUGCCAACAAGAAGGAUGCGCUCGCUCGUGAGCGGGCCGCCGACGCUGUUAAGGCUAUUGCUGCCCACUCGACAGUCUCGCCGGCAGUCGAGCCAUACCUUGUCGCCAUCCUUCCCAACAUCCUCUCCGCAGUCGCUGACAAGAUGGUGCCUGUCAAGAAUGCCGCACAAGCUGCCGCAGAGGCCAUUGUGCGCGCUGUCAACGCCAACGCGGUCAAGGCCGUCAUCCCGCACGUCAUCAACUCACUCCGAACGACGCAGAAGUGGCCUGAGAAAAUGACCGACUUGAAGAUUAUUGAGAUUCUUGCUGAGACUGCCCCAACUCAGAUGUCCUUCCGUGUUCCAGAUCUCGUUCCAGUUGUGUCCGAGGCCAUGUGGGACACCAAACCCGAAAUCAAGAAGGCUGCCUAUGGCACAAUGGAGAAGAUCUGCGCCUUGAUCUCCAACAAGGAUAUUGAAAAGUUCAUUCCAGAACUGAUCAAGUGUAUUGCCAAGCCAGAGAAUGUGCCCGAGACGGUACACUUGCUGGGUGCUACCACUUUCGUCACGGACGUCCACGAGCCGACUCUUGCCAUCAUGGUCCCACUUCUUGAGCGUGGCCUGGUUGAGCGCGAGACUGCUAUCAAGCGCAAGUCCGCUGUCAUUGUCGACAACAUGUGCAAGCUAGUCGAAGAUCCUCAGAUUGUCGCUGCUUUCUUGCCACGCCUGAUGCCUGCUCUUGAGAAGAACUACGAGACUAUGGCAGACCCAGAGGCACGUGAGAAGACUAAGCAGGGUCUUGAUACGCUCAUCCGUGUCGGUGACGUCAAGAACGGCAAGAUUCCUGAGGUUUCCAAAGCCGGCGACGUCGCUACCGUCAAGGAAAUCCUCAAGAGCAUUCUCAGCGACAACAAGGAGGCCACUUCGGCCAAGUUCGAGCCCGUUCUCGAAUAUAUCGCUGCCAUCGCUGGCCAGCUUGUUGACGAGAAGGAGAAUGAACAAGUUACAUGGACAACGAACACCGCCUCCUACCUCGGCGUUCUUGUCGGUUCCGACAAGGCUGCCAGUGUCGCCGAAACUCUUCGCAAGCGCGCCUCCCCAGCCGCUGCUGAGGAGGACUUUGUUGAGCCGGACGAAGAGGAAGGCGAAGAUCUUUGCAACUGCACAUUUAACUUGGCCUAUGGCGCCAAGAUUCUGCUCAAUCAGACUAAGCUCCGCUUGAAGCGCGGCCAGCGUUACGGCCUGCUCGGCCCGAACGGUUCUGGCAAGACCACCCUUAUGCGUGCCAUCAACAAUGAGCAAGUUGAGGGAUUCCCCAAGCAGAGCGAGGUCAAAACUGUCUACGUCGAGCACGAUCUAGAUGCUGCUGACACCGAGAUGACUGUCAUCGGCUGGACCAUGAUGAAGCUCGAGUCCGUCGGCAUCAAACUGCCCCAGGCUGAGGUCGAGAAGACUCUUAUCGAAUUCGGCUUCCUCAAGGAACAGCUUGAAGGUCCAAUCACCGCUUUGUCUGGUGGCUGGAAGAUGAAGCUUGCUUUGGCUCGUGCGGUGUUUGAGAAGCCGGAUAUCCUGCUGCUCGACGAGCCAACCAACCACUUGGAUGUCAAGAACGUUGCAUGGCUGGAGAACUACCUCGUCAACUCUCCCUGCACGUCGAUCAUCAUUUCUCACGACAGCAAAUUCUUGGACAAUGUUAUCCAGCACGUCAUUCACUACGAACGCUUCAAGCUCAAGCGUUACCGUGGUAAGCUCUCUGAGUUCGUCAAGCGUGUGCCUUCAGCUCGCUCCUACUACGAGCUUGGCGCUUCCGAGAUGGAGUUCAAGUUCCCAGAACCAGGUUUCCUCGAGGGAGUCAAGACCAAGGCCAAGGCUAUCAUUCGAGUUACCAACAUGUCCUUCCAGUACCCGGGUACCUCCAAGCCACAACUUGAGGAUAUCACCUUCCAGUGCUCUCUCGGAUCUCGUAUUGCCGUCAUUGGUCCCAACGGUGCUGGCAAGUCUACUCUGGUGAACGUGCUUACUGGUGAGCUCAUCCCAACCAAGGGUGAAAUCUACCAGCACGAGAACAUCCGUAUUGCAUACAUCAAGCAGCAUGCAUUCGCACACAUCGAUAACCACCUGGAUAAAACACCAUCCGAGUACAUUCAGUGGCGUUUCCAGACCGGUGAGGACCGUGAGACCAUGGAUCGCGCUAACAAGAUUGUCACUGAGGAGGAUGAGAAGGCUAUGGACAAGAUCUUCAACAUCGAGAACCAGAAGCGCCGCAUCAUUGGCAUCCACGCCCGCAGAAAGUUCAAGAACUCUUACGAAUACGAAUGCUCUUGCGCUCUUGGUGAGAACGUUGGCCAGAAGAACGAGCGCUGGACACCUAUGAUGACUGCCGACAACGUUUGGCUUCCACGAAACGAGCUGCUUGCUUCCCAUGCAAAGAUGGUCGCUGAGGUCGAUCAGAAGGAAGCUCUUGCUAGCGGUCAGUUCCGUCCUCUCGUCCGCCGCGAGAUUGAGGCGCACUGUGCCAACUUCGGUCUUGAUGCCGAAUUGGUCUCCCACUCUCGUAUGCGGGGUCUUUCAGGUGGACAGCGUGUCAAGGUUGUCCUGGCUGCUUGCAGCUGGCAGCGACCACAUUUGAUUGUCCUUGACGAGCCUACGAACUAUCUGGAUCGCGAUUCCUUGGGUGCGCUUUCAAAGGCGUUGAAGGCAUUCGAGGGCGGUGUCAUCAUUAUUACCCACUCCGCUGAAUUCACCAAAGAUUUGACCGAAGAAGUCUGGGCCGUUAUGGACGGCAAGAUGACCCCAUCUGGACAUAACUGGGUAACUGGCCAAGGUACCGGCCCUCGUCUGACUGAGAAGGAAGACACUGAGGACAAAUUCGACGCAAUGGGUAACAAGAUUGAGGGCAGCACAAAGAAGAAGAAGUUGACUAGCGCCGAACUGCGCAAGAAGAAGAAGGACAGAAUGGCUCGCCGUAAGCGUGGAGAAGAAGUGUUCUCCGAUGAAGACGACUAAAUGCACGACUUGAUAUGCUCUGGUGGGCUGUCUGCAUGCAAAAAAAAGAGAACCAUGAAUAGAGCACUAUCUGAAAUUUCCUUUGUAAUUGAUGAUACCUGAGAGCGUCCAGAGUAGACCGCAUGAUUGCUAGAGACGGUCGGGUACAGAAAGUGUUAUUGUCAUGGGCGUUGGAGCAAAAGCAUUCCUCCAUCCACGAGUUAUGCUAAUGCUUUCUCAUGAUAUUUGGUGCGACUCAUACGUGUCGAUGAGUGCUACAGGUUAGAAUAAAAGAAUCUAGACGGGGAUCGUAGAAGCGUUCAGAAUAGUCAUAACCGGGAACGAGUUUCUGAUCUUUAAUUACACAUUCCGGCUAAAGUUUAUUUUCGACUUCAAAUUCGAAGUCCUUAAUUUGAUCUAACUAUCUAUCUAUCGCA
Verruconis gallopava is the source of this 3917-nucleotide messenger RNA. RefSeq lists its product as uncharacterized. The record is from RefSeq and is a predicted model, not a curated record. Gene Ontology annotation, molecular function: ATP binding; ATP hydrolysis activity; translation elongation factor activity. The coding region runs from base 307 to 3501 and encodes 1064 amino acids. The transcript is spliced from 5 exons. Lineage: Eukaryota; Fungi; Ascomycota; Dothideomycetes; Venturiales; Sympoventuriaceae.